Hylaeus volcanicus is the source of this 929-nucleotide messenger RNA. RefSeq lists its product as uncharacterized. The record is from RefSeq and is a predicted model, not a curated record. The transcript has 4 exons. Bases 271 to 897 code for a protein of 208 amino acids. NCBI's taxonomy places the organism in Eukaryota, Metazoa, Arthropoda, Insecta, Hymenoptera, Colletidae. Gene Ontology annotation, molecular function: transcription cis-regulatory region binding.
CCACCUUUUUCAAGGUGUUACAACAUUUUUGGGACACCCUGUAUAUUCCUUAGCUGAAAAGUGGCGACGACCAAUCAGAAUCGGGCAACGUUAUUUCUUUCUAAAAGGGUACGAAUUCGUGGUUCCGGGUGUAUUUAUAUCUGUAUUAGCGGCAUUUGUCAUACAACAAUUCUAUUAUGGUAAAUAAACGUGUUCAACUAUCGACAUUGUAUGAAAACAUUGUAAAAAAAGAAAAAUAUUAAUUUGAUUUAACUAAAACGUGAAAUUAAAAUGUCAGACGAAUCAGAAUACGAAGUAGAACUAGAAGAGUUCGAUAUUUAUAAACAGAAGUAUCAACUGCUACUAGAUAGAUGUGAAGUCUUACAACAGGAAAAUGAAAGACUGAUUUACCGAAUUCAGAGAGUAAGGAAACUUCUCAAGCGUACAAGGAAGGAAAAAAAAUUUUUAAUUGAUCGUUUGGAUCAACAUGGUGAUCGGUGGCGAGAAGCACCUAUGGGUGUUCUUGAAGAAAAUAAUGUAUUUCAAGCAACAUCUAAACAAGAAAAAGCUGCAAAGGCCACUGCUCACAAUUCUAAAGAUGAAAGAACGAAAAAAGGAACAAAAAGGAAAGGUGCAAAGACGGAUCCUAACGCGCCAAAAAGACCAGCAAAUCCAUUUUUUCAAUUCUGUCAAGAACAACGACCUCGUGUUAUGGAACGGUUAGCUGGAGAACCAGAACCAAGCAAACAAGAACUCACUAGACAACUUGCAACCACUUGGAAAUCUCUUAGUUCCGAAGACAAGAAAGUAUAUUAUGAUAUGUAUGAACGAUCUAAAGAGAAAUACGUUGCUGAAAUGCAAAUCUAUAACAAAAAGUCAGAAGAUGCACCAAAUCAAAUGUCUUUAAAUAUAACGUAGUAUUUAUACUUAAGUUAAAUGUUAUUUAUAAA